AUGCGCAACAUCGAACGUCAUCAAACCACAAUCUCAGUAACUAUAUGCCGAGGCUCUGUAGUAUAUAGUGGACGUGUUCUUUUUCAUGGCAAAAGGAGACUCGGCCGAUCGCAUCUGAGACCCUGCAAAAAGCAAUACUUUCUUUUUUAUGACGCACUGAACUGGAACCCAGAAUUAUUUCUACUGGUCAUUUCGAAAGAGCUUACGGUCUUUCCUUGGCAACAAGAGACAACAAUGGCAACCUGCAAAAAGACGCCAAAGAAGAGGCUGUCGUAUACCGGUAGCGUGUCUGAGGAAGAUAACCCCAGUCUUUCUGCUGAGGACGAAGAAGUGGACGAAACGUUUGUGGCGUUGCAGAAGCUGUUAAAAGCGCUUAAUCGCUCGAAGCGCUCGAAUCAAGGCAGCCACAGUAGCAGCAACGGUAGCUACCUAGGUAGCAACAGCAGUGCUCAAGUAGCGCCGGUUAAUGAUAUCGCGAAUCAGACGCGCAUGUCACGUGACGAAUUGCUUGAAAGCCGGCGACAAGAGCGCGAAUGUUUUCGUCGAUCACUUUUUGCGAAGAACAAUGUGAGGCAUCACACACAUCGUCGUCGUACAUUACCAGCCAAUUAUUUCUCUGAAGAGGAUGAGGAAGAAGAGGUCAUGGCGCCUUCGGUGGAGAGCACAAUUUCGAAUCGAUUUAUGAACGGUUCUUUUUCGGCUUUCAAUGUUCACGUGAUUUCGCGUGAUCGGUGGAGGACAGAGGAUUGUGUUUUUGAGCGCUUGCCGAUUGUCAUGCUGCCAAAGAGUGGGAAGCAUGCAAUUCCAACUGACAAUAAGAAGAUUUACGUCGUGCAGACUGACGAAUAUAUUGAUCUGCGUGACUCGCUUGUCAGAAAUAUGCCUAAUGGAUCUUCUACCAUGCACUAUCUAACACCGCCCCGCUCGACGUGGUACAUGCAGAUGCAUGAUUUUGAGGCACUAAAGUGCUAA
This is a messenger RNA of Plasmopara halstedii, 972 nucleotides long. RefSeq lists its product as uncharacterized. Bases 1 to 972 code for a protein of 323 amino acids. The record is from RefSeq and is a predicted model, not a curated record. Lineage: Eukaryota; Oomycota; Peronosporomycetes; Peronosporales; Peronosporaceae. The transcript is spliced from 2 exons.